Messenger RNA from Branchiostoma belcheri (Belcher's lancelet), 3759 nucleotides. Its product is annotated as mediator of RNA polymerase II transcription subunit 1-like. The record is from RefSeq and is a predicted model, not a curated record. The transcript has 17 exons. Gene Ontology annotation, cellular component: mediator complex. NCBI's taxonomy places the organism in Eukaryota, Metazoa, Chordata, Leptocardii, Amphioxiformes, Branchiostomatidae. Gene Ontology annotation, biological process: regulation of transcription by RNA polymerase II. Bases 18 to 3494 code for a protein of 1158 amino acids. Gene Ontology annotation, molecular function: transcription coregulator activity.
CCACCAGCAAAGGGAAGAUGGCGGCGGUCGAACAGCGCCUUCCCCACGGGCUGCUUUCCCCGCCCCUCGGGAAGUCCAGCCUCUCCCUUACCCUACACCUCGCACGCCAGGGCAGGUUCCAAGCUGUUGAGAUCUCAGGAGGAAAGCUGUCCUCAAGUAAGGAUGAGAAGAGUGAAGAACUGUCAGCUCUGAUGCAGCGGCUACGGACGAAGAGCGCCCAGAUCAAGUCAUGGUCCGACACCAGCAAACUGGUCCGCAGUGCCAUGGUCUGGACCAGCUUAAACGACAAGAGGGCUGUAGACAACAUGGACCACUCCCGGCUGAGAAAGUGCAUCAACGCCCUACAGAAGGCACUUAAAGUAACAACCCUGCCAUCCAUGGUGGAAAGGCUGGACUCUGUUGCAAGACAAGUUGGCUUGGGCUUUAAGGUCAGCUCGAGCGGGCACGAAUGUUGCAUCAGUGCAGAGCUGUUUUACGUGGAGAUCAGACUGGACACGAGCGGGCGCGUACAGGACGUCAGGGUGGCCCACCACGGCUCCGAGGCACAGAGCUGUCCCGAGAUGCUCAGAGUUCUCAGGAACGGAGACUUUAAGGAGUUUGUGGGCCACUUAAAGGGGCUGCUGAACAUCUACAGAAUACCUGGAGACAGUAAAAUAAAGAUGAGGACAUACCAGACACUGCUGUGUAUGGAGAGUGAUUUAACCAAGAUGGCCGACGCCUACAAUGAAGCAUUCCAUGAGGAGGGUGUAGGGGAGACAGACAGCAGGAUGUUGGGAGGAAGGGGUGACCCCAUGACCCAGAUACAGAAAGGCAUUGUGGGAUAUGUUAUCCCAAGACAAGGAGGUCACCCUAUGCAGCUGAAGUGCUUUAUUUCCCCCUACGACAUGUUGAAUGUAGAGGGAGACAAGAGCGAAACUAUCCGUGACCAUGUUCCUCGAGAUGUUGGUCAGUCGCUGAAUGUCGCCUUGGAGGGUUCGACGUCGCACAAGCUACAGACUCAGCCGCUGUUCGCAGGGAUCAACCCACCCCAACAUGACAGCAAGGGGUCAGUAGGGACUCCAGCCUUUGCAGGAAUCAACAACAACAACAUGAUGCUGUUGCCAGCCUGUUUCUCCCUGGUGCCCCCCUCCCCCAUCCCACUGUCUCUCUCAACCAUCAAGAGGAUCCACUCUGCUACAGGUAUAUUGUGUGGAGAUGAGAGCAAGGCAGUGCCAAUGAACCGACUGGUCACACAGAACGUCAUGGAAGCCAAGGGGAUCGCUGACAUGGACAACAACAACGGCCGCAACAAACUCUUUCAUGUGACCCUGCCUGACCAGCACCACUGUUACUACAUUAACGACUCCCCUGAUCUGAGGGGAGUUCUGGUGAGUAAGAUCCCCUUCACUCACCCGGCCUGCGUGCCAAGAGUCCUGGAGGCCCUCCGACAACAGACUGUGUACAACACCCUCAUCACCAGCUGUGUCAGGAAGGGCUGUGAGGAAGCCAAGGAGAAUGCCCAGCUGUUUGAAGUGAAUACUACAUCACCCACGGGAAUCUCUGUCACCUUCGAGCACCCUGUACAGGAGAGCAUGGCCUGCUUGGAAAUCGACCUUGCUGACCCCAACCAUGUGAAGUGCAAAGUUCACAUCCCUGCUGGCGACGCCCCAGUCUGCACAGAUGAGUAUGCCACCAUGGUCAUGAACAGAUGCUUGUCCAUACCUGUGCUGAUGCGUGCCAUCGCCCGCCAUGCCGUGGCCCACCACAAGGAGAUGCAGCGUCAGAUCAACACCACAUCCCCCGGCAUCCUGUCCUCACUGUCCAAGGCAACGGAAGGGAUCGUCAUGUCUCACGGAUUCUCCGACUUUGCAGCGGUUACAUCUUCUGGACUUAAGAUAGCGGCAGUGAAGGAUGGCAGUGAGCAAAAGUUGUCCAACGCCAACCUGAACUUACUGGGAGUAACGUCUCCCGGUGGGGGAGGGGGGAAGGCGGGAGGAACGUUGCUAAUGCAUCUCAAUGGUGUCGACCCUUCUCAAGGCAAUGAUUUCGGUGGAGCGGCUGCGCAGUACAGACAGGCGUCAGUCUCACCUUUCACCCUCGCGUCCACGACAACGGGAAGAGGCGGGCAGGCCGAACUGCAGUUCACGGACACGGACGCCACGAAAGUAUCGGAAAACCCCAUGCUGGCCAGCUUGCUGAAGGGGAGCAUUCAAGGGCCCCCUCACUCCAAGAGCCAUCCGAUGCUGAUGAACUUGUUGAAGGAGCCGGUGGGGGUACCCCCCCAGCCAGGGCAGAUGUCCCCCCGCGGGACAGAACCCCCUCCUCCGACCAAACAACGCAAAAGGAAACGGAAGUCCACAACGGACAACAGGUCGCCCAAACGACAGCAGAGUGAGGAGGAAUUCACAAAGGAGCUGAACGCCAUGGACUUUGAUAGCAACAUUCCGUACGACGCCACCCUACAGCCCGACCACCUCACCCCCACCACCCCACACCCUUCUACCCCCACUGUGCAGUCCCCGGCCAGGGCCUUCCCACCUCCACCCUCACAUUCCAUGCAGCUCAAGCCUUCUCUCGAUCCUUCAGGGAGGGGGGAGGCAGUGAAAGACUUCACCCAGGACUCGGAAGUCUCAGCGAUGCUGAAUGACAUUGCUGAGCAGAGCGAGAGGCUGAAAAGGCAAGGCAGUCGAGACGCUGUAAACUCCCGUCUAGGCCCUGAAAACUUGCCACCUCUGGAUGCUACAGGCUUUAUAAGAGCAGACGGCUCGAUGGAGGACCUUACAGCUGCAGGUGCUGUAGCUCAAGGGAGUGACCUCCAAGCCUCAUUCGACCCUGCUGAUUUUGUAGGUGGCGAGUCGACACCAGGGACCGAUCAUCUCGACACAGACUAUACCUUUCCAACAGAGCCCAUUGAAUUUAACACAGAGGUGUUAAACACCACGGAUACCAGUUUUGUGGACAGUCUCAUCGAGGAAAGUUCAGAAGGAAACGUGUCCAUGGAUGUUGAGAGCUGCGACGCCAACGCAUUCGGACUGGCACUGAAUCCAUCCUCCGUUGCCUCCAAAAUCACCACUCCCGGUGCGGGCAGUUCGGACGUGUCAGGAAAGUCGCAGGCAGCGGCAGAAGUGGGUAACGAAGCGGUGGGAAGUGUGACCUCCAACGUGGGAGCCGCGCUUUCCGCCAGUUCUUUUGACCAGGGUCCUUACUCCAGCAGUGACUUGCAGGGACUUGACUUGUCCAUGACGGCAGCAUCCACCCCAGAGGUCCUGGACCUCUCCACAGGACACCACACCCCGUUGGACCAGCAGACCGAACCCACCGACCUCUCCACCAGUCAGAAGUCUUCUUCCUCCACAUCCCUGCAGCAGCUCGAGCCAACAGAUCUCUCCACCAGUCUCAAACUCCCAUCCGUGAACCCCCCCAUCUUCAACAGCUGCGAGUGCAGCAUCCGUCCCCAGCUCUUCUGGUGCGACGUCCUCAGCCAGUAUCACCCAGCAGUCCACAGGGAGUCUUAAGAUCACCGUUAGUCUGGGGAACAACACGGCCAGCAUCAAGAGCGGGAAGUCUGACAGUGAGGGCAGUCGCAGUGACGGCUCCACCAAGCCCACCAAGAGGAGAAGCUCCAGCAGAAGCUCUGCAGAUGGCAGCAAUGGAGCUGAAGGUGGCAGCAAGAGAAGUCGAGCCGGCGACAAGAAGGACAAAGGGAGCAAAAGAAGGAGGUCGGAAGCAGGGGUGUCCCCCCCACGAGCAGCCGGUGUCGGCCCCAAUGGUUCCCGCACC